GUCACCUGACAGGUGCACCCGGAAGGAACGGCUUUUCGAAAAUGGCGAUCCGCGUAAGUCGCUGCCAAAACAGAGGAAAGUAGAGCUGACUUCCGUCCAAGUCCCGACUGGACCGAGCUGUGAGACGGGCUCGGUGAUGCGUAUAUAACGGGAAUGUCAUCUGAUUUAAGGAUGAACGGCGUGAGGAUGGCGCGAGAGGACGGUGUGACGGCAGACUCUUACACCGAAAACCUCAUUGGAACAUUGUUAGCUAUCUUUGGAAACCUGUUGGUCAGCAUCUCAGUCAGCAUUCAGAAACAAAGUCAUGUGAUGUUGGCAGGAAAUAAAGACCUGAGGCAAUACUACCACACUAAGACCUGGUGGUUUGGCCUAAUGCUGAUGGUUCUGGGGGAGGGCGCCCUGUUUGUGUCUUACGCAUUUGCACCGCUCUCUCUCAUAGCACCACUUAAUGCUGUGUCUGUUAUAUCAAGCUCCAUCUUGGGUUUCCUGUUUUUGCGGGAAAAGUGGAAGGCACAGGAAUUCUUGAAGCGCUACAUCUUUACUUUCCUGGGCUGUGUCUUGACGGCAGGCGGUACUUACCUCUUUGUGACGUUUGGACCAAACUCUCACGAGAAGUUGAAUGCGGAGAACAUAGUAAAACAUGUUAUCGGCUGGCCCUUCCUCUUAUACUUGCUUCUGGGGAUCAUUACUUUCUGUCUGGUGCUGUAUUUCUAUAAACAGCGGAAUGCUAACUACCUCGUCCUGAUUCUGCUGCUGGUGGCACUACUUGGUUCAGUGACUGUAAUCACAGUGAAGGCAGUUUCAGGAAUGAUUGUGCUCAGCAUCUUGGGUCCUCUACAGCUGUCCUAUCCCAUUUUCUAUGUCAUGUUCGUCUGCAUGGUGGCAACUAUCGUCUUUCAAGCAUCAUUUUUAGCUCAGGCAUCUCACCUGUAUGAUUCCUCUCUCAUCGCCUGUGUGAAUUAUAUUUUCUGCACAACAUUUGCAAUUGUGGCAGGGGCCAUAUUUUAUCAGGAGUUUAACCACGAAGAUGUUCUGCACAUAUGCAUGUUUCUUUUGGGGUGUGCUAUAUGCUUUCUUGGAGUGUUCCUGAUCACUAAAAACAAGAGGAAGGCCAAAGCUUUUGAGCCAUAUGUCACUAUGGACAUGGCAAAAGGCAUUCCGACCAUUCACAACAAAGGCUGGGCUGUGCAGCCCGAUUAUAAUGGCUCUUUUUCAUAUGGAGCGCUGGAGAACAACGAUAGUGUGGCUCCUGUGACGCUUCCGGUGGACCAAGAGCUGUCUGUCUCUCCCAGUCCUGUUAGCCCGUACCAACCAUCAGAACUGAAAAAAGACUGAGCGGAAAUGUGUCUGAAGUGCAAUUAAGACUGAUUUUACUUGAGAAAUGCUACUGUGUGUUGAAGCAUUACUGAUUUGCUUAUUCACAGCACUUCUAGAGCACAGUUCCAGAAUAUUGGAUCAUUCUAGAACUUUCUCUCAUCGGAUCCUGAGCCGGGAAACCAAGCUAUAACAGACUUACAGUAUGGUAGAAUGCAAAUGAGGUCUUUCAUUGGUGGCGUUGAUUUUAACCUGAGGUAUUGGCAUGUUAUCUUUGUAUGAUACCCAUAUCUGUAAUCAUACCUUAAAUGUUCUGACUGACAUUAUGAUCACUCUCCUGUCAAAGUUGCAAAAAGCUAAUGAUAAUAACCUGAGUGUCAAAAAAAAAUACCUCAGAAAAUUUGGAUUCUGCUACUGCUUUGUACCAGAGAUACUACAGCCAGUCCAGCUUUAUCAACCAAAUGCUAAAGACUAAUGUAGAUUGCACAAUUCCCAGCUAGUUAUAUACAAAUUACUGUAUUCUCAAGUUCAUAUGCACUGUUCUCUCAUUUUCCAUUUUGAAGUCUUCAGGCCUGAAUGUCUGCUGUGCCUGUUAUUUAUUCUCUGUGCUUGUCUGAAGCAAAUCUGCAUGUUUGUAGGUAUUACAUUGGAUAUCGGAACACUGCUGGUGGUUGAAAUGUACAGAUGCCUUCUGUAAAACGUUAAGAAAAACUGGCUGAUAUUUUAUCAUAAAUACUAUUGCUUAGAAUAAUGUGAUAAAAUAUGUUGUUGUUUUGGUGUCUUUUAACACAAACAUUAUUUAAUGCUGUAUUUUGUUAUGCCAUUGACAGAGACGCCAUUGUUGAAAGAUAAUGGGUAACUUGACUAGUUAUGUUUAAGUGCAAUUACUACUGUGUUGUCAGUUAAUGUUAAGAAACUUAAUGUUGUUCAUGAUAUUACAUCCAUUCCACAAGGACAAUCAGUAUGCCUUUAAUCAAAAUAAAUAACGUAAAAAGCUUCA
Molecule: messenger RNA, 2314 nt
Organism: Onychostoma macrolepis
Lineage: Eukaryota; Metazoa; Chordata; Actinopteri; Cypriniformes; Cyprinidae
Gene: nipal3
Product: NIPA like domain containing 3
Exons: 11
Coding region: 154-1335 (393 amino acids)
Biological process (GO): magnesium ion transport
Cellular component (GO): membrane
Molecular function (GO): magnesium ion transmembrane transporter activity
Source: RefSeq, a predicted model, not a curated record